AUGAGACACUGCUGUGGGGGUUAUUUGCUGCAGGAUCCAGGAAAUGUGCUGCCUUCCCUGUUCCGUGGCUUGGGCUUCGAAACACAGUCGUCUACAGCCUCUGGUCGUGGGGGAUCCGUGUUUGGCAGGGGGAUUCUGGGGGCUGUUGGCCAGGGUGAAGGCCCUUCCCAUCAACCUGGUUCAUCUAUCCGUGCAGCCUUUAAACCUCCUAUGCAUCCAGGUAGCGGGGAUUCAGCUGUACCCCUCGGAAGAGCUAGAUUUCCAAUGAGCCCUGCAGUUGGAGAGCAGCCCAUGUCCAUCUUUCCAAGUAGGGGUCUAGGAAGGCAGAUGGCUACAGUCCCAACCCCCACAGCUCCUAAAGUAGGAGGCUUUUAUACUGAUCCUUCAGUAAAACCUGAGGAACGGAGCUCUCUUGCUGCAGAACAGUCAGUGCCAAGCUUUCUUGCCAGGGGGAUAGGAAGACCAGAAACGGCUCAAGUCCCAGUCACCGCACCUCCUGGCCGAGGGAGUCCCCCUGCUGAAACUGCUGUCAAAGAGGAAAAGAGAGAACCUCUGAUUAAACAGGGCUGCAAGGGGAACACCAUUCCACUUGCCGUUAACCUAAUAAAGAUUCGCUGCAAAUACGAAGCUGUGUAUCAGUACCACGUCACCUUUACGCCCAAUGUGGAAUGUCGCAGUAUGCGCUUUGGCAUGCUAAAAGACCAUCGUACUGUGACCGGGCAAGUUACAGCGUUUGAUGGUGCCAUCCUCUACCUUCCUGUCAAGCUUGCACAGUCAGUCGAUCUAGAGAGUGAGCGCCGAACAGAUGGGCAGAAGAUAAAAAUCACUAUACAAAUGACCAAGAUUCUGGAGCCCAGUUCAGACCUUUGCAUUCCAUUUUAUAAUGUCUUGAUGAGAAGAGUAAUGAAAAUUCUGGAUAUGAAGCUGGUUGCUAGAGAUUUCUAUGACCCCACAAGUGCCACAGUACUGCCGCAGUACAGAUUGCAGGUGUGGCCAGGAUAUGCCGUCAGUAUACGCAGAACAGACGGAGGCCUGUUUCUUCUAGCUGAUGUCACCCACAAGGUUAUUAGGAAUGAUUCUGUGCUGGACAUCAUGCACGUCUUGUACCAACAAAGUCGUGAACACUUCCAAGAUGAUGUCAUGAAGCAGCUGGUGGGAAGCAUUGUGAUCACCAGAUACAAUAACCGGACUUACCGCAUCGAUGAUAUUGAUUGGAACAAAACCCCGAAAGAUGUCUUCACCAUGACAGAUGGCACAAACAUUAGCUUCAUCGACUACUACAGUAAGAAUUAUGGCAUCACAGUGAAAGAAGUGGACCAGCCGCUCCUAAUUCACCGGCCCAAAGAGAGGAAAGAUGCUCGUACCAAGAUGCCGGGCAUGAUCCUGCUCCUUCCAGAACUUUCUUACAUGACUGGCAUUCCGGAAAAAAUGAAAAAAGACUUCAGAGCCAUGAAGGACUUGACCCAACAGAUACAUCUGAGUCCCAGACAGCACCACACAUCCCUGGGAAAGCUGAUUCACAGGAUCCAGAACAGCGAAGAAGCACAAGCUGAGCUACAGAGGUGGGGCCUGCAGAUAGACUCCGAUAUACACCAGACAUCGGGAAGGAUUCUACCAGUGGAGAAAAUUAACCUGAGGAAAAACUCAUUUCCACCUGGAGAGGACCUCAACUGGACAAGAGAAGUGACCCGUGAGCCUUCAAUCUCAAGUGUUCCCUUGCUGUAUUGGGUAGUAGUCUAUCCUAAACGUGCCUACGCUCAGGUGAAGGAUCUGACGAGCUCCCUUGAGAGGGUUGCAGGUCCAAUCGGCAUGCGUGUGAGUCAGCCUAACCCCGUUGAACUUCAAGACGACCGGGUAGAGACAUAUAUACGAAGCCUCAGGUCACUGCUGGAGAGGGAGGGAAGGCUGCAGCUUAUUCUUUGCGUUAUAUCUGGGUCUAGAGAUGACCUUUAUGGUGCCAUAAAGAAGUUCUGCUGUAUACAGACCCCUGUCCCAUCUCAGGUGGUGAACACAAAAACGAUCUCGAAUCCACAGAAAAUUAGAAGCAUAGCCCAAAAAAUCCUACUACAGAUAAACUGCAAGCUGGGGGGUGAGCUGUGGGGCGUAGACAUCCCAUUGAAAUGCAUGAUGGUCAUCGGGAUUGAUGUUUACCAUGACCCCAGUCGAGGUUUACGGUCAGUUACUGGAUUUGUGGCCAGCAUGAACCAGUGCUUGACCCGGUGGUACUCACAAGUGGUUUUCCAGCUUCCUCAUCAGGAAAUUGUGGAUGGAUUAAAGCUGUGUCUAGUGGGUGCUUUGCAGAAAUUCUAUGAGGUGAACCACGUGCUGCCGGAGAAGAUUGUAGUGUACCGAGAUGGAGUCUCGGAUGGUCAGAUGCCAGUAGUGCAGAAUUAUGAGGUCCCACAGCUACAGACUUGCUUGGGUACAUUUCAGGGCUAUUCACCACGCAUAGUGGUGAUUGUGGUGCAGAAGAGAAUUAGCACCAAUAUGUACUGUUGCCAUAAUGGAGAAUAUGUUACUCCUGCACCAGGGACAGUGUUGGACCAUACUGUCACCUCCCGUGACUGGGUGGAUUUCUACUUACUCUCUCAUCAUGUGAGACAGGGCUGUGGUAUUCCUACUCACUAUGUGUGUGUGAUGAACACCCCCAACCUUAGCCCCGAUCAUCUACAGAGGUUGACUUUUAAGCUGUGCCACAUGUACUGGAACUGGUCUGGUACAAUCAGAGUGCCAGCCCCCUGCAAAUAUGCCCACAAAUUGGCCUUCCUGUCUGGCCAGUUUCUCCACCGCGAACCCUCCAUUCAGUUGUGCGAUAAGCUGUUUUUUCUUUAAAUGAAGAAGUCACCGGACUCCCAACAUGUUUAUUGAUUUAGUAUGACCCCCUUUAGGUUUUUAUUGCCCUGCCCACAGGAUCAUGCUGAGUCCGCAGAUUUAGCAUUAGCCUCUUCUAUUCUAACAAUGGUUACAAAUUAGUUUUUUUUGUUGUUGUUGUUUUGCUGUUAGAGGACUAGAUGUCUAUGACCGUUACUCUGGACAUAUUAAAACUUCC
Messenger RNA from Bufo gargarizans (Asiatic toad), 3049 nucleotides. RefSeq names its product piwi like RNA-mediated gene silencing 2 (gene PIWIL2). The transcript has 23 exons. The record is from RefSeq and is a predicted model, not a curated record. The coding region runs from base 1 to 2832 and encodes 943 amino acids. Gene Ontology annotation, cellular component: P granule. Gene Ontology annotation, biological process: regulatory ncRNA-mediated gene silencing. Gene Ontology annotation, molecular function: protein binding; piRNA binding. Lineage: Eukaryota; Metazoa; Chordata; Amphibia; Anura; Bufonidae.